Protopolystoma xenopodis is the source of this 810-nucleotide messenger RNA. NCBI's taxonomy places the organism in Eukaryota, Metazoa, Platyhelminthes, Monogenea, Polystomatidea, Polystomatidae. The record is from the annotation of a GenBank genome assembly.
AUGGGUCUUCGUCUCAGCAUAGACAGCCCAGGACCUCAAGCAUCGGCAUAUGUUCAGUCUCCUCGGACACAUUAUGAAAACAUACCAAGUGACCAAAGGCCCAUCCCGAGGAAUUCCAACACCAAUGGAACCAGUUUCUCAGCGCCAUCUCGGCGUAACCAGCAAGCCUGUUCUAGCUCGCGUCGGGAAGCACAAGACAAUGGAACCGAUGCCAUUUCAAAUCUUUCUGGCUCGCAUCAACCUUCAAGCAUAAAUAGUCUUAUCCAAGAUCUCGAGCAGGGCACUGUUACUUCAGAUACUGCCGAUCUUCUACAAAUAUUAAAAUUUUACAGAAAUAGGACCAGAACUCCUGAUGCGCAUAAUCCCGGUUCGUCCUAUUCUCGUUCCAGAUCAGUUGCUGGACAAUGGUCAUUAGCAGAAACGUUAGCAGCUGCUGCAACUGCUUCUUCUCUUGAUUCAUCAUGCAGGCAGGAUAAGACAAGAGGAAACCGAAGCAGACAGUCAGGUUCCUCGCGCUCAACUUUCGCUAUCUACGGCGGAGGUAUGCAUCAUGCUAGUUGGCGAAGGCAUUCUGAAGAAAUGGCUUCUACGGAAGGUGAUCUAACUAGCAAUGGGGAGGAUUACGUAAAUGUGGCCACUGGAUCCAGCCCAGAGGAUCAGUCAACAUCUCGUCAUGCAGAGUUGCUACAGAAUCACAUUGAUCUUCGCCGAGGACUUAUGCUUCUUGAUGGUAGAGUAUCUUCCCGGUUUUUCCUGUCUAAAUACCCUUCCAGCCAAUCAUAUUUCACCAUUUACUUGUUGCUUCAUUAG